GAUACGUCCUCUUUACUUCAGGCUACAGACGCUUGUAUAAUAGGAGGUUGUUUUUCCGAGGUUGUUUCGUCUCAACAGAAAUAAUAAUGGAAAUGAAUGUUUGCAAUAUCCAGGUGCUUCUUCGGGCUGCCGAGUUUCUGGAGAGAAGAGAACGAGAGGCAGAACAUGGAUAUGCGUCAGUGUUGCCUGUCACUUCAGGCCACUCUCACAAGAGAAGCAAACAGACCAGCAAAAACAUAUCUACUGGUGGAAAUAGGUCAGUUCACAACGAGCUGGAAAAAAACAGACGUGCUCAGCUGAGGCACUGCCUGGAGCAGCUCAAAAAACAAGUCCCAUUCUCAUCUGACUCGAUGAGGAACACCACCCUCAACCUGCUGAGACGAGCCCAACUUCACAUAAAGAAGCUGCAGGAGCAGGAUAAGCGUGCAGAGCAGUUGAAGGGCCGCCUGCGCUGGGAGCAGAGAGAGCUGCAGGUUCGACUGGAGCAGCUGCAGCGAGGCACAGAGAGGAUGAGGAACGACAGUCAAGGGUCAAGCAAGUCGUCCGAGAGGUCAGACUCUGACAGAGAGGACGUGGAGGUUGAUGUGGAGAGCAUCAUGUUUGACUGUGUGGACUCUGGCAUACUGAGCAUUACACACACUGAUGCAGACCACUGUUAUUCCAGCGUGGACAAAGCCUGGCUAUGACGGUGGCAAACCCGCGGUAACUCAGUUAAUGUCAACAGGUGUACAGAAAGAGAAGAUAUUCCAAAAACAAGCAAAGGACAAAGGAGAAGAGAGAGAUGUUACUGUACAACUGAACACUUUUUUUUUUUAACAGGAGUCACUUUUGACAUAGUCUUUAAAGUACGACAGGCUGCAACCUAAACCAUAAUGGUGGGUAUGAGUGAGCUCUGUCCAUUUGCACUGAAUAGCUGUUAAAAUCACUGGGCUGGGAUGGAUGUAUCAUUAAGCAUAUGUAUUUUCUGGUAUCAACCAUGAGUGGCAUUUUGUUUUCCAAAGCCACGAGAUCUGUUCAUUCAUCUGUAAGGGCUUUUAAAACUCUUAUUCUUUGCCACAGUACAUCUCUACUGAAUUCUGCCUUAAAUCAGAUUUGGUUUGUUAUUCUAUACAGCUUCUUCUUAGCACUAAGUUUAUAUUUCAGUAAUGCCAUGCGUAGCAUGCACUUAUACAUUAGUCUGUGCUGUUUUGUAUUGCCCCUUUGCAAGUUCAGUCACAUAUGCUAUUCUUCUGUUGCACAAAACGCCAACACGUUGCACUUGUUUCGUCUCAAAAAGACUGGGUACGUCAAAAUGAACUGGUCAUAUUUGCACAUUAAUAUCCAGCAAUUAACAGUGCCAAAUAUUAAUCUGGUGUAUUCUACAUGAUUCACUCAGUGAUUAAGUAAAAGAGAGCAUUAGUAUUUCUAGUAUUAACUGGAGUUUCUGAGAAGUGUUAUCGCAGCCAUUCGUUUCAGUGCUUGUGCAUGUAUCAAUUGAAGUGUUAAUUAUGCAUGCAAUGCAUUCACCACUGUCAAGCAGGUAAUAUCUACUUGUAAUGACUACACAACCUGUGCUGUAUUACAAGUAUGUACUGUACAAUAUUCAUUGCUAUAUAUUUAAUAACUGAAGGUGCUUUUUCUCUUCACUUUUGUAUAUGCAAGAUGCCUUAUUAUCCUCUGUUUGCAUUCAUCUCUCUGCCCAGUAAUAUUAUGUAGCAUUUUUGUACUGGUGUAAGCUUUUUAUAUGAAUAAAUAUUUUCUAUAUUUAUGUGCUGUUUUUACAGGAUCUAUUGAUGUACAGUGAUAAACAUCAAAUCUUUUCUUUACCAUUC
This is a messenger RNA of Monopterus albus (swamp eel), 1811 nucleotides long. RefSeq names its product MAX dimerization protein 3 (gene mxd3). The transcript has 6 exons. Gene Ontology annotation, biological process: regulation of transcription by RNA polymerase II. Gene Ontology annotation, molecular function: RNA polymerase II cis-regulatory region sequence-specific DNA binding; DNA-binding transcription factor activity, RNA polymerase II-specific; protein dimerization activity. The record is from RefSeq and is a predicted model, not a curated record. Lineage: Eukaryota; Metazoa; Chordata; Actinopteri; Synbranchiformes; Synbranchidae. The coding region runs from base 87 to 686 and encodes 199 amino acids.